Messenger RNA from Rotaria sp. Silwood2, 699 nucleotides. The record is from the annotation of a GenBank genome assembly. Lineage: Eukaryota; Metazoa; Rotifera; Eurotatoria; Philodinida; Philodinidae.
AUGGAAAGUAAAGAACUUAAUAGCACAUCGACUGAUAGAAUAGUAAUUAAUGUGCCAUAUGUAGGUAGGACAACACAACAAUUGAGUAAAGAUAUAAAAAAGAUUGCUAAAGAAAUAAAACCAACAACACAAGUGACAAUAGUACAAAGACCACCAAUAGCACCAAGACAGAUGUUUCAAAAUAAGGACAAAAUACCAAAAAAUCUACAGUCAAAUAUAAUCUAUGAAAUAAAUUGCAGCUCAUGUUCCGCCUCAUACAUUGGAAAAACAGUUAGACAAGCAUGUAGAAGGUUAAAAGAACAUGGAGCACCAACAGAAGCAUUGAUAGAAUCAAAUAAUGAAAAUCUAAGACGCUCACAGAGAAUUGCUAAACUAAAUGCUAAAAAUAAGGUUCCAAUUUCAUACUAUGAAUCGGAUAGCGGUGAAGAUGAUGAUCUUCCUAGAACACCUUAUACAUCAGCAAUCAAGCGUCAUAUGACCUGUACUAAACAUAAAAUUGACUGGAAGAAUUGGAACAUCUUGGAUAAAGAUAAACAUCCAUAUAGAUUACUUGUAAAAGAAAGUCUAGCUAUAAAUGCAAAAUCACCUACAUUAAAUCUAACAACAAGGUCAGUACCACUAGUUGUAUACCCGGAAGGUCGAAUCAAUAAAAAAAGAAAUCAAGAGUUUUGUCAACAACAUCAAGCAAUACAACACUGA